AUCCAGUCUCUCAUAUCACCCUCCUAAUAACUUGUGGGAUAGUUCUGUUAAAUCACAGUUUUAGAAAAUAAAAAGGAAAGCUUCCAAGAGGUUCUUUAUUUUGUUCUAAGUCGUAGAGUCUGUAAGUGGUGGAGCAGGGUCGGGAGCUAGAGUCAGUCUCUGCACUCCCCACACUGCACCAAAUCGGGCUCAAUCUUUUUUCCUCUCUCUUCUUUAUUACCACACAGCUUCCACCAAAGAACCCGUCUUGGGGAGGGCACGAUUUUCCUUUCUCUCCUGUGCUAGUUCGGUCUCCUGUGCUCUAGAGCAUCUAGUACGGUGUACUCUGCCGGGAGGCAGAGUUGCUUUCUUAGCUGCUGCUCUUCCCGGCAGGCUGAGGGUGGCGAGGCGGAUAGAGCUGCGCUGCUGGGAGAUGGGAAGAGAUUGUUCUGCCAGUGCAUUGCCCCGAAGGCAUUUUCCAUUUCCUGGGCCCUUUCCGCUCCCCAGACCUCAGCCCUCACCCCACAGCUUCAGCUCAGAGCCCUCGGGGAGCGUCCUUCGCCGCGGGCUGACAGCGUUGGGGGCACGGGGUCUCGUCUCUGCGCUCUCGCCCAUCUGUGCGCAGAGCCUCGUUCCCGGGUGCCUGGAGCCCGGCGGGCAUUGACGUCAAGCGGCGGCGGAGCUCUGCCUACAGAAGGCUGACCCGGGCCCUCCUCCACACCCCCUUCCUUUCUCGCCCCCUCCCUCUUCCCUGCUCCCGGACUCGCUAUAAAAGGUGGGAGAGCGGGGUGCCCUAGCAGCGACGGGCUUCAGCACCAUGGAGAGCUCCCGCCUUCGGCUGCUGCCCCUCCUAGGCGCUGCCCUGCUCCUGAUGCUACCUCUGCUGGGCGCUCGUGCACAGGAGGACGCUGAGCUCCAGCCCCGAGCCCUGGACAUCUACUCUGCCGUGGAGGAUGCCUCCCACGAGAAGGAGCUGAUUGAAGCGCUGCAGGAAGUCCUGAAGAAGCUCAAGAGUAAACGUAUUCCAAUCUACGAGAAGAAGUAUGGCCAAGUUCCCAUGUGCGAUGCUGGAGAACAAUGCGCGGUGCGAAAAGGAGCCAGGAUUGGGAAGCUGUGUGACUGUCCCCGAGGAACCUCCUGCAAUUCCUUCCUCUUGAAGUGCUUAUGAAAGGGCUUACAUUCUCCUCCACACCCCAACCCCCACUUACCCCGAGAGGGUCACACCUUCAUCUUGGAGUUUGGCUUUAGCAACAAAUAAAGUUUGCAUUUUCCUCUGAGGAUGAAGGGGGCUAUUUCCUUGCUGUUUCAAAAAUAAAAGAACACAUUUGACAUUACUGUGUGAAGGGUAAUGCCAUGUACGGUGUUGAUAUGUGUGCAAAGUAUUCUUUUCUUGUUUUAUUUGUCUGAUGAACUCUUGUGUACCUUUGUGUAAAGAAGAGGAAAUUUGCUUUGAAAAUUGUAUUUUUGUACGUGGCAUGGCAGAAUGAAAAUUAGAUCUAGUUAAACUUGGUAGAUGACAUCACAACCUGGAAAAUAAAUCACCCUAAGCAAUAUGAAUUGAAGCAUGUGUAAAUUAUAUAUAAUA
Messenger RNA from Fukomys damarensis (Damara mole-rat), 1564 nucleotides. RefSeq names its product CART prepropeptide (gene Cartpt). Lineage: Eukaryota; Metazoa; Chordata; Mammalia; Rodentia; Bathyergidae. The record is from RefSeq and is a predicted model, not a curated record. Gene Ontology annotation, biological process: positive regulation of MAPK cascade; negative regulation of appetite; cellular response to starvation. The transcript has 3 exons. Bases 797 to 1147 code for a protein of 116 amino acids. Gene Ontology annotation, molecular function: neuropeptide hormone activity.